Molecule: messenger RNA, 601 nt
Organism: Cydia amplana
Lineage: Eukaryota; Metazoa; Arthropoda; Insecta; Lepidoptera; Tortricidae
Exons: 2
Coding region: 240-590 (116 amino acids)
Source: RefSeq, a predicted model, not a curated record
UGUUGGUAACUUUAGUAAAAUGAUUAAACAAGAUAGUAUUUUUCUGGUGUAGCAGCAGUAUACCACGAGGAAGAAGCCAUACGGGCGGCGACCUCGUGUGGCAGAUGCGAGGCUCCUUGCUGGGGCCAUUCCAACAUGGUGCCUUCGCCUUGCCGGCAUCAUCCGUCGCCAAUUUCUUGCACUCCGUACCCUUCCAUCAAAACUAAACUUGCGUACCCCAAUCACAAUCUCACGGUAGGAUGGACGAAAUGAAAAGCUGGUUUUUCGGAUUGGAGUACUUGGAUUACUUCUGGGCGAUUCUGUUAUCAUUUAUAAUGGAAAGAAUCUGCUGCUUGCAAGAACAAUUUACCAGAGACUAUAUAGUGCUCCCAGACCCACCGACAAAUGACGACGACUCAUAUCAUUCUAUUAACUUAGAAGAAUUUUCAGAUAGAGAUGGCUCCCUGAAGCUAAGUUUUCUGCGCCUGUGCCGGUUAUCACAGGUCACCAUAUUGCUGACACUCGUCUACUUCUUCAACAUUUGCUUCUGGUUUGUAAUGACGAAGAAGGCUUCGCCCAAGUACAGGUUUAAAAUAUCUAUUUCUUUAUGAAAUCUAGAAUA